AUGUCCGUCACUACAACAUACACCAUCAGUAUAGUGACACUGGUGGUGCUCUCAGUGACCUAUCUCCUCCAUGCCCUCUACUGUCUAUUCCUCCACCCCCUGCGCAAAUAUUCCGGCCCAUGGCACUGGGCCAUCAGCGAUCUUCCCCGCAUCGCCCGCACUCUUCAAGGAACGAACGUCAAGAUUAUCCACGAGUUACAUCUCCGAUACGGCAACGUGGUGCGAGUAGGGCCCAACGAACUAUCGUACACCGACGGACAGGCCUGGAAAGACAUCUACAACCGCCACCGGGGCACCUUUCUCAAAGACCCCGACUUCUUCGGCGAAGCUCCCAACGGGGUCGUGCAUGUGGCGUCGGCCAGUGGCGCCACCCAUGCCAGGAUGCGACGGAUGCUACUACGCGGGUUCUCUGAGCGCGCCCUGCGCGAGCAAGGAGACCUACUCUUGAGACAUAUCAACCACCUGGUAUCGACGAUUCGAAACCACAUUACCCAUACCGACUCAGCACCAACACCAGUCAACGUGGUCGACCUACUCAACUUCACCACCUUCGAUAUCCAAGCCGACAUGACCUUCGGCGAGUCGCUCCACCUGCUCGACAACCAAACCUACGUGCCGUGGGUCCGGGCAAGCAUGGCCGGGGUCAAAUUCAUGGCGAUCCGAUGCGUGCUGCGCAAGCUGGCCUUAAUCGGCCGAGUCGUCGAGCUCCUGACGGCGUCGCGAAAAAAGCUCGAAGAACAUUUCAACUUCUCCGCCGACCUGGUCAAUCGCCGAUUGGCCCGGAGCGAAACCACCAACCCGGAUAUUUGGCGCUUCGUGUUACAGGAGAAAGAGGAGGUACGGCUGACUCUGCCGGAGAUGCAUUCCAAUGCGUUUGCUCUCAUGAUGGCUGGUAGCGAAACCACCGCGACCGUGCUCAGCGGUCUCGUCUAUUUUCUUCUGCGGGAGCCGGUCGCGAUGAAGCGGCUGGCGACCGAGAUCCGUGAUGCGUUUGCCACGGACAAGGAUAUUACCCCUAGGACGGUCGCCCGGCUCGAGUACCUCGAUGGGUGUAUCUUGGAGUCGAUGCGUCUGUACCCUGCUGCGCCGGUGGGUCUGCCGAGGCUGGUGCCAUCGGGUGGAGUUAAUAUCUGCAAUGAGAUGAUUCCAGGGGGUACCAUGGUGUACGUUAGUAACUACGCAGCCAACCGGUCCCCUCGCAACUUCAGCCGAGCGGAGGAAUAUCUCCCCGAGCGCUGGCUAGGGUUGGAUUCCGCCUUCGAGGAAGACCACAAGGACGCGUUUCAGCCGUUUUCGAUGGGACCGCAGAAUUGCCUGGGGCAGAAUCUGGCGUGGCAGGAGAUGCGGCUGAUCGUGUCCAAGCUGCUCUGGCAUUUCGAUAUCCAAGAUGCCAACACGAACGCAGGUUGGACUGAUCAGAAGACAUAUAUCGUGUGGGAGAAGAAGCCGUUGAUGGUUCAGAUGAUGCUGAGAUCGAAUUAA
Messenger RNA from Aspergillus ibericus CBS 121593, 1482 nucleotides. Its product is annotated as cytochrome P450. The record is from RefSeq and is a predicted model, not a curated record. Bases 1 to 1482 code for a protein of 493 amino acids. Gene Ontology annotation, molecular function: oxidoreductase activity, acting on paired donors, with incorporation or reduction of molecular oxygen; iron ion binding; monooxygenase activity. NCBI's taxonomy places the organism in Eukaryota, Fungi, Ascomycota, Eurotiomycetes, Eurotiales, Aspergillaceae. The transcript is spliced from 4 exons.